AUGCGUCCAAACAUCGUCCGAUCCGCCAUCCGAGCUGUACCUCGACCUACGGCGUCUGCUUCCGUUCCACCUCUGGUAUUGCCCCUUGCCUCAUCUUCGCUUACCAUCCGAACAUUCUCCUCGACUCCUCUAUCCCUAAAGAAAAACAAGGGUCCCAACGUCAAGACACCCAAGCAGAAGAUCAAGGUUGUGGAAGAUGAUGAAGCAGGAGCGAAUGAUGAUCCAGGUGCUGGCGAGGUAGUGAUUGCUGAAGUCCUCGAAAAGACUCAGGGGAAGAUUGAAAAGGCCGUUCAUUGGGCUAAGGCAGUUAUCUUCGAGGGUGUUGAGAGGGGACGAGGGAGAGUGACUCCCGCUCUACUUGAUUCUGUUAGAGUACAACUACCGGAUAGUCCUGGACAGUGUCAUUUGAAUGCGGUAGCUUCCAUAACGACAAAGGGUAAUGCACUGUUUGUCGAAGUCUGGGAUACGGAUGCUACUAAGCACGUCGAAUCUGCUAUCCACCAGGCCAACUUACCUGGUAUAUCGCCUCAAAAGACCGGAGCUAAUACGUUGAAAAUACCUGUCUCAAGGCCAACAACUGAACAACGUGCCGAGAUACUAAAAUCCCUAGCGAACACCGUCGAAGCUGCCAAGCAGCAAAUACGUAUGGCCCGAACGGACGGUUUCAAGCAUCUCGGUGGAAGGAAGUCGAACGGUACGGAUGAAGUUCAGAAAUUGGUUGACGAGGCUAGUAAAGAGCUGGACGGACAGAUGGUACUGGCAAAGAAAGAGUUUGAGAAGGCAUAG
Molecule: messenger RNA, 786 nt
Organism: Kwoniella botswanensis
Lineage: Eukaryota; Fungi; Basidiomycota; Tremellomycetes; Tremellales; Cryptococcaceae
Exons: 4
Coding region: 1-786 (261 amino acids)
Biological process (GO): translation
Cellular component (GO): mitochondrion
Molecular function (GO): ribosomal large subunit binding
Source: RefSeq, a predicted model, not a curated record